Ipomoea nil (Japanese morning glory) is the source of this 2090-nucleotide messenger RNA. RefSeq names its product serine/threonine-protein kinase STY17-like. NCBI's taxonomy places the organism in Eukaryota, Viridiplantae, Streptophyta, Magnoliopsida, Solanales, Convolvulaceae. The transcript has 12 exons. Gene Ontology annotation, biological process: protein phosphorylation. Bases 282 to 1715 code for a protein of 477 amino acids. Gene Ontology annotation, molecular function: ATP binding; protein binding; protein kinase activity. The record is from RefSeq and is a predicted model, not a curated record.
GCUGUAACGCUUUUUACGGGCGACUCUGUGGAAUACAUUACAUCUUCUUCAUCCUCUACCCAAAUCCAUCUCUUUCCCUCUCAUUGCUCGCGUUCGAGAGCUCUCUCUCUCUCUCCAUAGCUCUCGAUCGAGCUUUCAAUUCCGACAGGUUUGUUUUGCGUAGUGUUUUUUUGGUUGUUUGUUUGAUUUUUUAGGAGAAGGAAGAGUGGAUUGAUAUUUGAGGGGUUUUUUGGGUAUGGUGGGAGGUGAUUUGGCAUUUUUGAUGUGAUUGAGGGUGGGAAAUGAACUGCGCCAAUAAAAUGGACGUGGCGGUGCAGUUGAAGCGGGGGAUAUCGCGGCAGUUCUCGACGGGGUCGGUGCAGAAGAGCGGGAGGUUCAGCUUCAGGCGCCAGAACUCGCUGGAUCCGCGCCGGAAUAAUAUGCGUUUCAGCUUCGGCAGGCAGUCGUCGCUCGAUCCGAUUCGCCGGAGUCACGCCGAUGACAUCGACUUGCUCACGGUGCCGGAGAACCUCGACUCAACCAUGCAGCUGCUCUUCAUGGCCUGCCAGGGGGACGUGGAGGGAGUCAAGGAAUUGCUGGAUGAGGGAAUUGACGUCAAUAGCAUUGAUUUGGAUGGCCGGACCGCUCUGCAUAUCGGGGCGUGCGAAGGCCACGUGGAGGUCGUUAAGCUUCUGCUCAGCCGGAAGGCCAAUAUUGAUGCUCGUGAUCGAUGGGGGAGCACGGCAGCUGCUGAUGCCAAGUAUUAUGGAAAUGCUGAUGUCUAUAAUAUCUUGAAGGCCCGUGGGGCCAAAGUUCCAAAAAUCAGAAAGACACCUAUGACUGUUGCUAAUCCCCGGGAAGUUCCAGAAUAUGAACUCAAUCCACUGGAGCUUCAAAUUCGCAGAAGUGAUGGAAUCAAGGGAUCAUAUCAAGUUGCUAAAUGGAAUGGUACCAAGGUUUCUGUGAAGAUUCUUGACAAGGAUUCCUAUUCAGACCCUGAAAGCAUAAAUGCUUUCAAACAUGAACUAACAUUGUUAGAGAAAGUACGGCAUCCUAAUGUGGUUCAGUUUGUUGGAGCUGUCACCCAAAAUAUUCCAAUGAUGAUUGUUUCCGAGUAUCAUCCAAGAGGCGAUCUAAGUAUCUAUCUUCAAAAGAAAGGACGCCUAUCUCCUUCUAAAUCCCUAAGAUUUGCUCUUGAUAUCGCUAGGGGCAUGAAUUAUCUUCAUGAAUGUAAACCAGACCCAAUUAUCCAUUGUAGUUUACAGCCAAAAAACGUUUUGCUGGAUGAUGGAGGUCUGUUGAAAGUUGCAGGAUUUGGUUUAAUUAGGCUGUCAAAAAUUUCUCCUGACAAAGCAAAGUUGGUGCAGCCACAUGCCUAUGACCGUAAAAGUUACUAUGUGGCACCUGAGAUUUAUAAGGAUCAAAUAUUUGAUAGAAGUGCAGAUGUAUACUCAUUUGGUAUAAUACUUUACGAGAUGGUGGAAGGAUAUCCUCCUUUUCAUCCAAAACCUCCUGAAGAGGUUGCUAAGUUGCUAUGUUUAGAAGGAAAAAGACCAACAUUCAAGACAAAAUCCAAAUAUCCUCCUGAUUUGAAAGAGUUGAUUGAAGAAUGUUGGAAUCCUGAUCAUGUUGUGAGGCCAACAUUUUCAGAGAUCAUUCUACGGACAGAUAGAAUCGUUACAAAUUGCUCUAAACAUGGAUGGUUGAAGGACACUUUUAAGCUUCCUUGGUUAUAAAGGACACAUCGAAAUGGUAUUUAUUAUCGAGAGAAUGGGGAAAGAUUUUGAUCGAGCAGAGGAGAUUAUUUGGACGAAGCUUGAAUACAGACAUCCUUAACGAAAUUCGUACAGGCUUCACCCAUGUUGUAAGUUUAUAUAAGAUUGAUAAUUCGUGGACCGAUGGUCGGGCUUAGAACAGAAAACUUUCCUCAGUAGAUUUUAUCAGAGCUGAUGAAUCUCUCUCUCUCCCUCUCCAUUGUACGUAUGAUAUGUCAAGCUUAAUUCCUAGACGAUUGUUAUACACGGUGAGUGAAGUAGAAACAUUUGUAUUAUAAGGAAAAAACACGGAAGUGAUUUAAGAUUGAAUGUACAUGUUACUUUCUUUUUUUUUUU